AUGUUUUCUAGCUCUAUUUUAGAAAAUAUAUCAGAUUCAAAUCUGGCUGACAUUAAUUAUAACGAUAAUCAAAACAAUGAAAAAAAUAAUAAUAAUAAUAAUAUCGAAUGUUUAACUUAUACCAAGAAAACUUUAUUUGAUACAACUUUUUUUAGACAUAUUCAAGAAGAAUUAAAUGGGAAUGGCAAUAACAAUGCCACUUACAAUGCAAGGGGUGCUGCUAAUCUGAAUAGAAUUUCAGGAAAUAACAGCAACAUCGAAGAAAGAACUCAAGUAUAUCGAAAGCAAAAUUCUAAAAAUGGAUUUCAUAAGAGGAGAAGAAGGUUUAUGGACAGGUUCAUACCUUUGAAUGCAUAUACCCCUAGCACUGACAUUCCGUUUUUCACUUUUAAUGAGAAUGAUGUAGCUUGUAACAUGAUGUUUGAGGAAAACUACAGAUAUAUGAAUAGCCUGAGAAAAGAUAUUAAAUAUUUAGGUUGGAACACUUUUGUUCCAAUUGGGUGUGAUAAAACUAUGGCUGAAUUAGAACAUUAUUUAAAAGAAGAAGAGAGAAAUACACUACAAAUAAAAGAAUUAGAUUAUUCUAAUAGAGUUCUUCGUAGAUCCCUGUACGAAAAUAAUAAUAACACUAAUAAUAACCAUGAUACUUCGGUGCAUAGUGUAAAUAUGGACAUUAAUUUAGAUGGGGAUAUAACGGAUUCUUAUGAUAUGGGUCAAGAUUAUGCUAUGGUAGAGGAAGAUGAGUAUGAAUAUGAAGAACAUGGCCAGUAUGAACAUAAUUCUUACUUAUACAAUGAGGAAUUGGGGGAACAAGGUCACAAUGAGGGUUGGUAA
This is a messenger RNA of Saccharomycodes ludwigii, 834 nucleotides long. It is a transcript of the gene MND2, whose product is annotated as Mnd2p. The transcript has a single exon. Gene Ontology annotation, cellular component: anaphase-promoting complex. Gene Ontology annotation, biological process: anaphase-promoting complex-dependent catabolic process. Bases 1 to 834 code for a protein of 277 amino acids. Lineage: Eukaryota; Fungi; Ascomycota; Saccharomycetes; Saccharomycodales; Saccharomycodaceae. The record is from RefSeq and is a predicted model, not a curated record.